GUUUGAAACAGUUUAUUCAUUGCGAAGUUAGCCCCAGCUAGUCGAGCCAAGUACUAGUAGAACUUAGUCGUUAGUUGGUGAAAUGCAAUGAAAGUUAUUAAUUUUUAGUUCAAUAGUUUAAAUAGCAAAAAUGUGCUGAACUGUGAUAUCUAUCAAGUUUGUGGUUCAAACGAAAUUAAAUGAAGCGCAAUUUUUAAAUUUUCGGGCCGCGAAUUUCAAUUAGAAUAUUAAUGAAAAUAUAAUAAUUACUAUUUUCCGAUACCUUUAAAUGUGUCAAUAGUAAAACAAAGAAAAAACAGAGAAAAUAAAAAUUAAGACUCUGUAAUUUAAAGUUCAAACCAACAACUGAUUAACAAUGGAUAAUCCAGCUUAUAUAGCGGAAGUGGAGAAUGCGUCUGGUGCACACAAAAAUGACAAAUCUCAGGUGUACGCACAUACCAUGGAGGAAGCCUUGGAUCUGGUGCAGGUCGGUCGCUUUCAUUAUACCCUAAUGCUAACCUGCGGUAUUUGCUUUUUGACAGUGAUGGCUGAAAUGACAGCCGUUGGUAUUAUAAUGCCAUUGAUAAAAUGUGAUCUGGCAGCGACACAAGCUGAGCAGGGCAUACUUGCGUCUGCGGGUUUCUUCGGCGUUGUUUUCAGUUCGCACAUAGUGGGAUUCUUGGCGGACACAUGGGGACGUCUGCGAAUAUUACGCUGCUCACUCAUCUUGGCUGCCAUUGUCACAAUUAUAUCGACAUUCUCCGUGAAUACCUGGAUGUUAAUCACAUUCCGUUUCCUUAAUGGCUUCUUCAUUUGUGGCGGGCAGGCGUGUGUAUUUAGCUACAUCGGCGAGUUUCACAGUAAUAGAACGCGCGUACGCCACAUAACACUACUAGCCAUCUCUCUGCCAUUAGCAUUUAUACUAUCGCCAGCUGUCGCUCUUGUCUUACUUCCACUGCGUUUUGAUUUUACAAUUAUUGGCUUGCCCUUUGCUCCCUGGCGUAUUUUCCUCCUUUUCAACGCAUUUUUAUCCUUCCUGGGACUGCUGGGGCUAUCCACAUUGCCUGAAACACCGAAAUAUGUGCUGGUACACGGCGAUCACGAUGCAGCUUUAGUUAUUCUGCGUCGCAUUUACUCAACAAAUACGGGUGACAACGCUGAAAAUUACCCUGUCAAAAGCAUUGUCUUACAGACUGGUGGUGCAACUUUGGCAAACAUUCAUAGCGUCAAAGAUGCUCUCAAAAUGAUUUGGAAACAAACAACGCCUUUGUUUUAUAGAGAACGUUUUUUGCAAACUCUAAAUUUGAGUUUCUGCUUGUUUAUGAUCUACGCACUCUCUCAGGGACUAUUCAUGUGGUUCCCGACAAUUCUUAACGAACUCAUCGCUAAAAAAGGUGAAGAUGCCAGGAUGUGUAAAAUACUUGGAAACAUGAACCUUACAGUGCCGGAAGCCAAUGCCAACUCCAACUGUGAACUGGAUUAUUUUACGUUGCAAGUGCUGAUGAUGAUGGGCGCCGUUUUUACUUUCAUUUUCAUCAUAUUUGCUUAUACCAUCGAUAUAAUUGGCAAAGUUAAUCUGUUAAUAAUUUGGUUCGUGAUCUGUUGUAUCUGCGCAAUUGUCGUGCAUUGGCUUUCUAAUUUCGCGGCCACUGUGACUGCCUUGAUACUGUUCUUGGCUGUAGGAAAUUGCGGUGGUAUCAUCGGAACCCUCACAACAGAAUUCUAUCCAACUCAAAUCAAUGCGAUGGGUAUGUGCUUCGUCAUGAUGAUUGGUCGCUUAGGUUCUGUGGCAGGUGGAAAUAUUGUUGGUUUGACGAUUUUCAAUCAUUGUGAUGGUUUACUUUGGGGUUUCGUGGCUAUUACUGUAACACUAAUCGCACUAGCAACCGUAUUGCCGGAACAAAAGCGUGAGAAGAAAGUAAAUAAUAGUGCGGCGAAUUGAGAGAGCAGAGGAGAAUUAACAAAUAAACUAAAAAGAACAAAAAGAAGAAAUUAUUAUUAAAGGUUGUGUUAAGUAGUGAUUUUUUAAUCUGCUCUCCAAUUGUGAAAAUAAUUACAAUACAGAGAUGACUCAGCUUUAAAAAAACUUCGAAAGACUUAUCGAAUUAUAGAAAUAUUGAUAACUUAAUCUGAUAUAUGUAUGUAUUUUGACAAAAAUUUCUGUAACCAAAGGCUAAAUAAAUAACAGAAAAUUGUGAA
Messenger RNA from Anastrepha obliqua, 2178 nucleotides. Its product is annotated as synaptic vesicle glycoprotein 2B. Gene Ontology annotation, biological process: transmembrane transport. The record is from RefSeq and is a predicted model, not a curated record. The transcript is spliced from 5 exons. Lineage: Eukaryota; Metazoa; Arthropoda; Insecta; Diptera; Tephritidae. The coding region runs from base 356 to 1921 and encodes 521 amino acids. Gene Ontology annotation, molecular function: transmembrane transporter activity.